Messenger RNA from Bactrocera latifrons, 706 nucleotides. RefSeq lists its product as uncharacterized. The record is from RefSeq and is a predicted model, not a curated record. Gene Ontology annotation, molecular function: structural constituent of chitin-based larval cuticle. The coding region runs from base 63 to 620 and encodes 185 amino acids. The transcript is spliced from 3 exons. NCBI's taxonomy places the organism in Eukaryota, Metazoa, Arthropoda, Insecta, Diptera, Tephritidae. Gene Ontology annotation, cellular component: chitin-based extracellular matrix.
GUCAAAGCAUCAUUAGCGCUUGCAUCCUUAACGAGUGAAGGGUCCUCACGAAUUACUGAAAAAUGAGCAGUCUAGUUAAAUUUCAGCUCGUAAGCUUCAUUGCUUUGUUCUUCUUCGCUUUGGCGGCGGCCCAGCAGAGCGCAGUGACACCGAGCGCGAUCAUCAACCCUGCGCGUUUUGAUGCCCGCGGUCGCUUCAAUCCCUAUUAUAACGAUCUUUACUACAAAAAUCGUCCGUUUAAAAAUCGCGACUACUACAAUCGCCAAUACUACGACAAUUUAUUUAAGAAAUACAAUCCUGGCGUAGCCGCUCCAGAGGCACGCAUACUCCAGCAGGAGAAUGAGUUGAAUUAUGAUGGCACAUAUAAAUACUCUUACGAAACGGAGAAUGGCAUACAAGCCGAGGAGCGCGGUGUACCAGUAAAGUUGGGCACCGAAGAGCAGAAGGAGGUGGUUGAGGGCUCUUACUCAUAUGUGACUGCCGAGGGCUUGCGUGUGAUUGUCAAAUACACUGCCGAUGAGAAUGGUUUUCAUCCAACAAUAUCAUAUGACGGCAUUGAUGCUGAGCGCUACGCCCGCGUCCAACAACCUGCCGACACUGUAAUUAUACGCCAAAAUUAAAUGCUUUUGACAUAUGUGUUCGCACUUUGCAUUUACGAAGACUUCAAAAACGAUGUUAGUGACAUCCGAAAUACACGAAUAUUUUA